Messenger RNA from Contarinia nasturtii (swede midge), 1118 nucleotides. RefSeq names its product ketohexokinase-like. The coding region runs from base 68 to 1009 and encodes 313 amino acids. The transcript is spliced from 4 exons. Gene Ontology annotation, molecular function: ketohexokinase activity. Lineage: Eukaryota; Metazoa; Arthropoda; Insecta; Diptera; Cecidomyiidae. Gene Ontology annotation, biological process: fructose metabolic process. The record is from RefSeq and is a predicted model, not a curated record.
CAUCAUACAGUGCUUGACGGCAACUUAGUGACAGCGGCUGUGUGUGUCUUUUCUCACAAAGUGAAAAAUGAAUCAAAAUGAUAAGUUGAUUUUGUGCGUUGGAAUUUGUGUUUUAGAUAUAAUUCACGUUUGUCAAGAAUAUCCAGAAGAAGAUUCUGAUCGAAGGGCAUUGAAUGGUCGUUGGCAACGUGGAGGCAAUGCAUCGAACAUGUGCACCGUAUUGCGACAAUUUGGUGCCGAAUGUGAAUUCAUUGGAUCGCUCAGUGAUUCGAAGGCAUUUUCGUUUCUCAUUGAAGAUUGUCGUGACCGUGGCAUCGUGAUCGAUCAUUGUGUUUAUCAUACGACACCGAUUGCACCAUUCUCAUCGGUCAUUUUAAAUGAAAUUAACGGAAGUCGUACAAUUAUCCAUUCGAAUCCAAAUAUGCCGAUACUCAGCGCUGACGAUUUUUCUAAAAUACCAUACGAACGUUACAAAUGGAUUCAUUUUGAGGCACGAAAUGUACACGAAACAAAAAGAAUGAUUGAUUCGAUAGUGCAAUGGAAUGCUGAACACCCAGAUCAACGAAUUACCAUCUCAGUUGAAUUAGAAAAUCGAACGGAAAAAAAUUUACCGCUAGUAGCAGACGCCGAUUAUGUGUACCUCAGUAAAGAUUUCGCCGAAAUAAUGGGUUGGAUGAGCAAAGAAGUGGCCAUUCACAAUCUCAGGAAAUAUGUUAAGAAAGAGGCUAAAUUGGUGGUUCCAUGGGGAAUUGAAGGUGCAAUAGCCGUUGACAAUGAAAGUGAUACGCAUUUUUCUGCAAUGGCACGACCUCCUGCUAAAGUGGUUGAUACGCUUGGAGCCGGCGAUACUUUUGUGGCAUCAACUCUUUACGCAUUAAGUAAUGGCAUUCCACUACAAGACUCCAUCGAUUUUGGAUGUCGGAUUGCUGGGAAAAAGGUUGGAUUUUAUGGCUAUGAUAAUAUUGCCUUAAUUUCAGAUGAUUUACUCACUAAAAUUCGAGAUCAAUGAUUGAUUUUGCAAGAAAAAUGGACUUUUUAUAAAUACUGGUAAUGCUAGAUUUGAUACAUAUUUAGAUUUUGUUUGUUUUGAAUAAUUAAAAAGCAAUUUUACAACUAAA